Vigna umbellata (rice bean) is the source of this 753-nucleotide messenger RNA. Its product is annotated as zinc finger CCCH domain protein. The record is from RefSeq and is a predicted model, not a curated record. Lineage: Eukaryota; Viridiplantae; Streptophyta; Magnoliopsida; Fabales; Fabaceae.
UCUUAUAAAACGUAAUAUUUUUCUGUCAUGAGUGAUAAUAAGAUCUGAAUUGGUUGAUUAAUACUUUAAUGUGCAGAAUGGAGAGAGAGGAAGAGAGGGAACGGCGUCGUUUGCGUGACCGACAAAGAAGGCAAUCAAUGACUAAAGAGCAGAGGGAACGACACCUUGCACGGCGGCGCAGAAACUACCAGCUUCGGCGGCAGAGAGCUGCAAAUACUCCAUUACCGCCUCUUCCUCAAUCAACAUCUUCUCAACCCUCCGUCACCACUGCCGGUCACCUUCCCUCUCUUCCUCCUUCCAUCCCCUCACAGAACACGUUACAAAUUAUUCAAGAUACGAUGAUGAAUAAUGGAGCGUCAAUUCAGAUGGAAGGUUUUCCCAAGCGAUUAAGUAUCGUGAAACGGCUUGCAAGAAACUUUGGAAAUACAAAGAGUGUUAUGACACUGGACAGUUAUCAUGUCGCACCACAUUUUAUAUCAGGUAACAGUGGCACGACAAACAUCUUACGUUUGAAUAGUGUGAAACGCCUUGCUCGAUCAUUGAGUUUUCCUUUGGAGAAACAGCCAUCCAGAAAUAACGACAAUGUAACUAAUAGUUAGUUUCUUGUUGGAAUGAAUGUAACUUUCUGUUUUCUUUUAAUGUAUAAUGCUAUUCAAUUUAGACAGUGUAGAACAAAAUAGGACACGGGAUUAUGUAGUGAAUCACUCGUGCCCUUGUAAUUGUACAAUCAGUAGCAGGCAAAUAUUACAUUAA